GUAGAGAGUGCCAUGCGAUUCAAGCAGUGAGUGCUCUGUUGGUUUAUUUCGAGGAUUUUGCGCAGAAUUAUAACUAAUUAACACAUAAUUAUAGGCCUAUAUGAUAACCGCGGGAAAAAGAACUGCACGUGGUUGUGGAUGUAACUGUUGCACUUUAAGUACAGACAUGAACCACUGAACUGAGACAGACAAAGGACUGCAAUAAGCUCACGUGACGAGCUCUAUUCUCCCACCACCAAAAGAUCUCCAUCAUGACACCCAAAUGGCUGGUGUUAUUUGUCCUUUUUCUCCACUCUGGGACUAACAAUACAUUCCCCAUGGUCCCGACCGAGCUCCCCCCUGAGACAGGCACCUACAGGGUCACAGACACCAGCCUGACUCAUCUCACAGUGCACAGCCGGACGGGAGAGGUCUAUGUGGGAGCGGUGAACCGCAUCUUCAAGCUGUCUGCCAACCUAACAGAGCUGCGUUCACACAUGACUGGCCCCGUGGAUGACAACGCCAAAUGUUACCCCCCUCCCAGCGUCAGAGCCUGUGCACAUAAACUGGAGUCCUCUGACAACGUCAACAAGUUGCUGCUGGUUGAUUACGCUGGCAACCGCCUGGUAGCAUGUGGAAGCAUCUGGCAGGGAGUGUGUCAGUUCCUGCGACUGGAGGACCUCUUCAAGCUGGGAGAGCCCCAUCACCGCAAGGAGCACUACCUCUCUGGGGCCAGGGAGGCUGACGGCAUGGCAGGAGUGGUGGUUGACAGUGCAGAAGGGAAGUGGAAGAAUGAGAAGAAGGGGGGCAGCCGGCUGUUCAUUGGGGCAGCCAUCGAUGGCAAGUCAGAGUAUUUCCCUACCCUGUCCAGCCGUAAACUGGUCACUGAUGAAGAGAGUGUUAACAUGUUCAGUCUGGUCUACCAGGAUGAGUUUGUGUCCUCACAAAUCAAGAUACCCUCCGACACCCUGUCCCUCUACCCGGCGUUUGACAUUUACUACGUGUAUGGAUUCUCCAGCCGUACCUACAUCUAUUUCCUGACAUUGCAGCUUGACACACAGCUCACCCAGAUGGAUGCCACCGGUGAAAAGUUCUUCACCUCCAAGAUAGUGCGGAUGUGUUCCAACGACACUGAGUUCUACUCUUACGUGGAGUUCCCCCUGGGCUGCACCAAGGAAGGGGUGGAGUACCGGCUGGUCCAGUCCGCCUACAAGCAUCGUCCAGGUCGGAUGUUGGCCCAGGCCUUGGGGCUGUCUGAGGACGAGGAUGUGCUGUUUGUGGUGUUCUCCCAGGGCCAGAAGAACCGGGCCAACCCGCCUCGGGAAACAGUCCUGUGUCUCUUUACCCUGCAUCAGAUCAACCUGGCUAUGAGGGAGAGGAUCAAGUCGUGUUACCGUGGGGAGGGCAAGCUGUCCCUGCCCUGGCUGCUCAACAAGGAGCUCCCCUGCAUCAACACGCCGAAGCAGAUUGGUGAUGACUUCUGUGGGCUGGUGUUGAACCAACCUCUUGGGGGUCUGCGGGUGAUAGAAGGGACCCCUCUCUAUGACGACAGCGUGGACGGUAUGGGAGCGGUAACAGCCUACACCUAUGGAGAUCACUCCGUGGUGUUUGUGGGAACCCGAAGUGGACGCCUCAAAAAGAUCCGAGUAGAUGGCAUACCUCCCCCGUCCCAGAGUGCUUUGCUGUAUGAGACUGUUACAGUGGAUGAAGGGAAACCUAUUCUGCGUGACAUGGUCUUCAGCCCUGACUACCAACACAUCUACAUGCUAAGUGACAAACAGGUCAGCCGGUUACCUGUGGAGAGCUGUGGCCAGUACACCACCUGUAAAACCUGUCUGGGCUCUGGAGACCCCCACUGUGGAUGGUGUGUACUUCACAACAAAUGUUCCAGACAGGAGGCCUGUGAUACUAGCUAAUUUCAACACAAGCUAGAUCAUGGACAUUAGUUUAAUAACAACAUAUCUGUGACCUCUAAGUCCACUCAGCUGAGUGUGAGAGUGGUCAACGUGCCCAGCCUGUCAGCCGGGGUGACAUGUGUGUUUGAGGAGCUGACAGAGAGCCCAGGGGAGGUACUGGCCAAGGGGCAGGUCCUCUGUAUGUCCCCCUCCCUCAGAGAUGUCCCCUCCCUCACACAGGGAUACGGGGACAAGAGAGUGCUAAAGCUUUCCCUGAAGUCCAAGGAGACAGGGCACAAAUUCAUCACCACUGACUUCAUCUACUACAACUGCAGCGUGCUCCAGUCGUGCACCUCAUGCGUGAGCAGCCCCUUCCCCUGCAACUGGUGUAAAUACCGCCACAUCUGCACCAACAACCUGGCAGAGUGCUCCUUCCAGGAGGGACGCGUCAGCAGCGUGGAGGGCUGUCCCCAGAUCCUGCCCACCAGUGACAUCCUGGUACCUGCAGGGAUCAUUCGUCCAAUCACGCUGCGAGCCCGGAACCUCCCUCAGCCCCAGUCUGGACAGAAGAACUAUGAGUGUGUGUUUAACAUCCAGGGCAAGAUGCAACGCAUCCCAGCUGUACGCUUCAACAGCUCCUGUAUCCAAUGCCAGAACACCUCAUACUGGUAUGAUGGGGACGAGACGGGAGACCUGCCUGUUGACUUCUCUGUCGUCUGGGAUGGAGACUUCUUCAUCGACAAGCCUCCCACCAUGAAAGCCCUGCUAUAUAAGUGUGAGGCCCAGAGGGACAGCUGUGGCCUGUGUCUGAAGGCCAGCACAGCGUUUGAGUGUGGCUGGUGCCUGGACAACAAGAAGUGUCUCCUGAGGCAGCACUGCCAGACGCCGGAGCAGAACUGGAUGCACCCCGGCAGGCACAACGUCCGCUGCAGCCACCCCCGCAUCACCAAGAUCCGCCCGCUGACGGGGCCCAAAGAGGGGGGCACGCGAGUGACGAUCGAGGGCGAGAACCUCGGGCUGCAAGUGCGGGAGAUCGCCCACGUCCAGGUGGCUGGAGUUCGCUGUAACCCUGUGACCUCCGAGUACAUCAGCGCUGAGAGGAUUGUGUGUGACAUGGCCGAAGCGCUGCUGCCCCACUCUCCAGGCGGCCCGGUGGAGCUGUGUAUCGGGGUGUGCAGUGCAGAGUACCGCACCCAAUCUUCCCAGACGUACUCCUUCGUGACCCCCAGCUUCAACCAUGUGCACCCGGAGAAGGGCCCCGUGUCCGGGGGGACCCGGCUGACGAUAUCAGGCCAUCAUCUGGACGCUGGUAGCACCGUCACUGUGUUCAUCGCCCAGGAGGAGUGUCUGUUUGUUAAGAGGACCAACAGGGACAUUGUGUGUGUGACACCAUCGUCCCUGUCUGGCUCAGGGCCUGCGUCAAUCAAAUUGUUAAUCGACAAAGCUGAGGUCACCAGCAGUGACACACGCUACAUCUACACAGAGGACCCCACCAUCUCCAGCAUCGAGCCCAGCUGGAGUAUAGUGAAUGGUAGCACCUUGAUCACCGUCACAGGUACCAACCUGCUCACCAUCCAGGAGCCCAAAGUCCGUGCCAAGUAUGCAGGAAUACAGACUACUAAUGUGUGCACUGUGGUGAAUGACUCUGUGAUGACCUGUCUGGCCCCGGGUAUCAUUUACACCAAGCACCAGGCCCCAGAGUCAGGCCUGCACCCCGACGAGUACGGCUUCAUCCUGGAUCACGUGGCUGCGCUGCUCGUUCUCAACGGGACACCUUUCACCUACUAUCCCAACCCCACCUUCGAAACACUGGGGAACUCUGGGAUAAUGGAGGUCAAGCCCGGCUCUCCCAUUAUCCUCAAAGGCAAGAAUUUGAUUCCCCCUGCUCCGGGCAACACCCGGCUGAACUACAGCGUGAUGAUUGGUGAAACGCCCUGUCUGUUAACUGUCUCGGAGUCUCAGCUGCUCUGUGAUUCGCCAGACCUGACCGGGGAGCAGAGAGUCGUGAUCAUGGUGGGCGGUUUGGAGUACUCCCCAGGAACACUGCACAUCUACUCCGACAGCACCCUUACCUUACCGGCCAUCAUCGGGAUCGGAGCGGGAGGAGGGGUGCUUCUCAUCGCCAUCAUCGCCGUGCUCAUCGCCUACAAGAGGAAGACCCGGGAUGCUGACCGCACCCUGAAACGCCUGCAGCUGCAGAUGGACAACCUAGAGUCCAGAGUGGCCCUGGAGUGUAAAGAAGCAUUCGCUGAGCUACAGACAGACAUCCAGGAGCUGACCAAUGACAUGGACGGAGUGAAGAUCCCCUUCCUGGAGUACCGUACCUACACCAUGAGAGUCAUGUUCCCUGGCAUCGAGGAGCACCCCGUCCUCAAGGAGCUGGAUGUAAGUUCCCCGGCCAAUGUGGAGAAAGCCCUGCGUCUGUUCAGCCAGCUGCUGCACAGUAAGAUGUUUCUGCUGACCUUCAUCCAUACCCUGGAGGCCCAGAGGUCCUUCUCCAUGCGGGACCGAGGAAAUGUGGCCUCUCUGCUCAUGGCCGCUCUGCAGGGCCGCAUGGAGUACGCCACUGUGGUACUCAAACAGUUGCUGGCUGACCUCAUAGAGAAGAACCUGGAGAACCGCAACCACCCUAAACUGCUGCUCCGACGGACGGAGUCGGUGGCUGAGAAGAUGCUCACCAACUGGUUUACGUUCCUGCUGCAUCGCUUCCUCAAGGAGUGUGCUGGGGAGCCUCUGUUCAUGCUGUUCUGUGCCAUCAAGCAGCAGAUGGAGAAGGGCCCUAUAGACGCCAUCACAGGAGAGGCGCGCUACUCCCUCAGUGAGGACAAGCUCAUCCGCCAGCAGAUUGACUACAAACAGCUGACACUGAUGUGUAUCCCUCCGGAGGGAGAGGCAGGCACCGAGGUCCCGGUGAAGGUGCUGAACUGUGACACGGUCACUCAGGUGAAGGACAAGCUGCUGGACGCUGUGUACAAGGGCAUCCCCUACUCCCAGAGACCCCAGGCUGAUGAUAUGGACCUGGAGUGGCGACAAGGAAGACUGACUAGAAUUAUCCUUCAAGAUGAGGACGUCACCACAAAGAUUGAGAGUGACUGGAAGAGGCUCAACACCCUGGCCCACUACCAGGUGGCAGAUGGGUCUUUGGUAGCCCUGGUCCAGAAGCAGGUCUCUGCCUACAACAUCGCCAACUCCUUUACAUUCACCCGCUCUCUGAGCCGUUAUGAGAGUCUCCUGAGGACUUCUAGCAGCCCAGACAGCCUGCGCUCCCGGGCCCCCAUGAUCACCCCUGACCAGGAGACUGGCACCAAGCUUUGGCACCUGGUCAAGAAUCACGAGCACGCUGACCAACGGGAGGGCGACCGCGGCAGCAAGAUGGUGUCUGAGAUCUAUCUCACCCGCCUACUGGCCACCAAGGGAACUCUGCAGAAGUUUGUGGAUGACCUUUUUGAGACGGUGUUCAGCACGGCGCACCGCGGCAGUGCCCUCCCUCUGGCCAUCAAGUACAUGUUUGACUUCCUGGACGAGCAGGCUGACAAGAGGCAGAUCACUGACCCUGAUGUCCGUCACACCUGGAAGAGCAACUGUCUCCCCCUGCGGUUCUGGGUGAACGUGAUCAAGAACCCCCAGUUUGUGUUUGACAUCCAUAAGAGCAGCAUCACAGACGCCUGUCUGUCUGUGGUGGCCCAGACCUUCAUGGACUCCUGCUCCACGUCAGAGCACCGCCUGGGCAAGGACUCACCCUCCAACAAGCUGCUGUAUGCUAAAGACAUCCCCAACUACAAGAGCUGGGUGGAGAGGUACUACAGAGAUAUCAGUAAGAUGCCUACCAUCAGUGACCAGGACAUGGAUGCCUAUCUGGUGGAGCAGUCUCGUCUCCAUGGCACCGAGUUCAACACUCUCAGUGCUCUCAGUGAGCUCUACUUCUACAUUAACAAGUACAAAGAGGAGAUUUUGACCGCACUAGACAGGGAUGGGUACUGCCGCAAACACAAGCUGCGACACAAACUGGAACAAGCCAUUAACCUGAUGUCGGGCAGCAGCUGAGGACAGAGGAUGGAACAAGGGGUCGGGGGUCGGGGAGAGAAGUGGGAAAUGGGGGUUUGGUUGAACUGGUGAACGGACCUGUGUUGGAGCAUCCACAGCUUGUGCAAGUAAAAAGGGGGACAUAAGACACUGGACAAUCAACACAACGAACCACAGCACAUUGAGCCCAAUGUCUACAGACCAGAUUCUGUGCCCAAUAUCCUCACUCCCUCAAACCUCUACCUGCCAUUGCCAGUGAGACAUUCGGAGUAGUUUUUUUCUCCACAUUGGCCUUUUCAAUGGCAGACUCUAGUAACUGCCUAAUCUAAUGGAAGAGGACUGCUGUGGAUAACUACCAGAUUCAUUCCAAUAGAGGCAUACAGUAAGUUGCCUUGGAAACUGUGCUGAACUGCCAAGCUAGUGCCAUGGGAAGAGUAGCUUUUGGUCUGCGAUAAUAAUUGUACAAAAUGCUGAAAAGUAACAUUUAGGUGUGGACUGUAGAUUUGAUCUUGAAAUGUAUGGGUUUUACCACAAGUAUGGUAAGGUACAAGUAGUAGACUAUAACCUCUUGGCCCCAAAGGAAAGCCUUGAGGUUCUGUUUUGUUGUGUUAGGGUUGGAGGUUCAAUGCUAGUACGUGAUGAAGGAGGCAGGCAGUGUAUGGCCAAAAGACACCAAAUUCUAGAAGCAUCAGAGGCCUGAUUAAGUGACAUAAAUUGAGGGGUGUGUUGGGGCUGAGGGGUGGCCAUCCCCCUCGUCUCUCAAAUGCCAUAGCUACAAAGCGCCUUUCUCUUUUUACUUUGUAUUCGGGCCAAAUGGAUGUUUGCUGAUGGCUCAGAGUCCAGAGUUUUAAAGCUUGCCUUUUGUGUUGCAGGAAGUGAAGCCCUUUCCUCAUGGACGUUCCACCCUAGUGACUGUCCAGCUAAUUGUACUCAGAUCAUUGUUUUAGUCUACUCCUCUGUGAAUCUGAUCUGUCAGGGUCCCAGGGGUUCCCGUCCAGAACUCAGGGCUACUGCUGUCGUGGAAACAACCCUUAUAACCCAUAUCAAACAUCCUAAAAGUAGUUGAUCCAUUAACAGCAAUAGGUCUAGUAAUAAAACAGCCAGCCAUGUUUCAUUAGAUUACACACCAAAAAGACACAGUUCCCGUUAGAGACUCUCUAUCUUACGAUAAUCGCUCUGUGAAAAUUGUCUUUCUCUUCCCGAUGUUUUGCCAUUAUUACAAAUGACAGCUUGAGCAUAAUGUGUAACGCAACACCAUAAUGUGUAACGCAACACCAUUAUGUGUAACGCAACACCAUAAUGUGUAACGCAACACCAUAAUGUGUAACGCAACACCAUAAUGUGUAACACAACACCAUUAUGUGUAACGCAACACCAAACACAACAGACGGGAUAACAGUAUAGAUUUUUAUGUUUUAAAUGCUGUCUAAAUAAAAUACUUGCUUAUGUGUUCACUUCUGGUAGGUCAUCCAUGGUAGUUUAUGGGGGGGGAAAGCCUCUAUUUGCUCCCUAUGUUAUCAUUACCAUACUAGGCACUGUUCAGAAGAAGAGAGAGGUUACUGUGUUGAAUACUGAUUUCCAACCCAGGAGACCUUCAUCCUUCAUUUUGUUUACCCUACGGUCCCAUAGAGCCAGUAGCAGUAGGCCGAUCUGUAGGUUCUGAUCAGAUGGUAAAUGCCCAUUUUCUCUGUUGACUCCUUCCACGACAGACAGUAGAAGCUCUGUAUUUUUCAGUAGUGGUACAGCAGCUGACUGUACACACACCCCUGUCCCCUCUCCAUACUCCUCUCUCUGCUGGGAGGAAAUACAGUCUGGUAGGCUUAUACCUGAAUAUUAUUUCAGUACAUUUACAUGGUUCUGAGUUCAGUCCUCUCCAACAAUUAAGUAUUUAUUGUUUUGCCUUUAUUUAUUUCAUAUUUAUUUUCAUUUUACAAAAGAAUGAAAACUCUUGUUUUGUACAGUGUUUGACUGAACGUACCUGAACACAGUUAAUGUCCUCUGUACUACAGGUAUACUGUAUAAGUCUCUAACACCGUUGCAAGAGUCUUUUCAAUGCCAAUUCACACACAGGACCGGGUUCAUUUAGGAUACAUUCGUACAUUCAGUAAAUAACAGCAUUCCUUCACAUCCAUAACUGAAAAAGAAGACUGUGAUCGCUACAUCACGUGUUCAGUGACAACCGUGAGGAAUGCAGACAGACCAAAGGAGGCACAGGGAAGAAUCAAAUGAUCACUCUCUUGUCUUUGGGUUGAAUAAUGCCAUUCGGCUUGACCCACACAUUACAAUACAUUGUUAACCAUAGAUUCUAUCAUGUUUUAAAUUUCAGGUACAAACACAUCUUUAAAAUAUUUGUUCAUUGAAUAGGAUAAAGCCUCAAAUUACAAUGUUCUCCCAUAACUAAUGGUAGACAUAUGUAUUUCUACUACUAAAACCCAGAGGUUUGUGGUAGUCCAAAUCCUGAAUAUAAAUUCAGUAUAUCUAACAGUUCUUUUUAUCCAUAAAGUCCCCAAAGAUUAAAUACAAUUUAGUAAAUGAAACCAAUACUUUGGUUUAUCAAUGUACAGGUGUUAACCCUUCUAGAGUCUAGAUGCUGGGUGUUGUUUUGCGUUGGGACCUUAAACACAGUGACGCUCUGUUUUCUAUGUAGAUUAAAUGGAUCUGAAACUAACUAAUUACUGUAGAAUAAUUAGGCUUGCUUAUCAGUCCAGGAGCGAAAGAGCCAUUAGUAUACCUUUUCAAAACCCAUUAAAUCCACACCAGAAGAAAUACUUAUUUUUCUCCAUGGAAGAUACAUAUUGUAGAUAAGCACCAAAUCAAUUUAGAAUUUGGCCUUGGAACUCUGUGCGAAAUACAUUCUCAAAUAAAACUGGAGCUCAUUAGCAUGUUAAGAGCUGCAGGAGGAUAAUUAAGGAUAAUAGGUUUCACCAUCCUGGUGUUAUUUUAGUGCAGAGAAAUGGGGUCAGUGUAUCUGGAUCUAGGUCUGGUGUGGAUCUCACCGUCCACUGUGUGUGAAAAGGACUCCGUCAGAAAUGACUGGCAGCUUGCCAGAGCUGCCCUGUCAGCAUUGCAGGUGUAUUACAGGUAUCAACGCUAUGUUUGAGCCUCUUUCUACAAUUAUAGCUUAUCAUAAAUCUGAAAGAGAACAUCUUGAAUUUUGACUUAGUACCUCUUGGUUAACGCCAUCUCAUAGGGUUUGAAACUGGUUAAAAUAGUAAGUGCAACACGGUAUCAGGUUUCUUGGGUGAAAUCUGUAAUCAUAUCCAAAGUAGGCCUACAGUUUGGCUACCUGCCAUACGUCACUUGUAAACUAGUGAAGGCCAGGUGAUUGGGCUGUGGAACUCAGAGCCACUGCAGACACGUCAGUACGUCUGGUUUUGUAAUGUUGUAUAAACAGGAAGAUAAAAAAGCACCUGUAACAUGUAAGGAAGAAAAGAGUGAGUGCACACCUGUGAUGUUUCUAAGUAGAUACUGUAGAACUAUUACAUUAUAGUCGGUGUUCUAGUAAAAAACAAAAACAUUUGUCUCAGAUAAAUUGAUUCUAAUUUAUUUGUUGGUUUUGUCUGUUUAUCCCAAAUGUUUUAAUCGAUUUAACGUAACAAACUUGUUUACAGCUUCAAAGAUAUAUGGAAUUUAUUAACUUAGUCUGAAGAGGAAGUAGCUUUGUGACUGACUGGCUGAUUGACUGACGGAUGAUUGCUCUGCCUAGUCCUUAAUUCUAUAUAAAUAUAUAAAUAUAUUUUGUAUAAUUAUUUGUUUAAAAUGUUUCUUUCUAAAUUAUUGUUUUUGGUUUUAUAUUUUAUUAUGUUACUUUGAAGGAGUAGGAAUGAGUCCUUUAAAACGCUGGCUACAAUGAAGUGUUUUGUAUAUAUUUGCACUUUUUUUUACUCGGUCGGAGAGGUUUUUGAAAGAUUGGAUUCUAACUUAAUGUUGAAAUGACAAGCAUGGUGUUUUGUUUUGCUAAUUAAAAUAUGUGGAUGAUGCUGUA
Messenger RNA from Oncorhynchus nerka (sockeye salmon), 9882 nucleotides. Its product is annotated as plexin A3-like. The record is from RefSeq and is a predicted model, not a curated record. Gene Ontology annotation, biological process: regulation of GTPase activity; semaphorin-plexin signaling pathway involved in axon guidance; regulation of cell shape. Gene Ontology annotation, cellular component: semaphorin receptor complex; plasma membrane. The transcript is spliced from 32 exons. Gene Ontology annotation, molecular function: protein binding; semaphorin receptor activity. NCBI's taxonomy places the organism in Eukaryota, Metazoa, Chordata, Actinopteri, Salmoniformes, Salmonidae.